AUGAAUAUAUCUACUGAAACAUGGCGUCAUUUCGAAUGGAAUGAACAUGAGAAGAAGAAGCAGUCACAAUCGAGCCUGAAAAUGACUCUUGUCACACAGGAUGGUUUCCCCAAUAUCGUGGAAGACACGCCCUCUAUCAUCGAGCGCAAGCAUAGUUUCUCAGGUUACUCCUUACCCAAUGCUUCAACAUGCAAUCCGGCUCCAAGGAAUGUGUUUGACAUCGACUCAAUUGACAAUGAAGAUAAAAAUGACAUGUCGGACGCAACCAUGACUGUCGUGCCUGGGCAGUAUUCACGCCAGCUAAUUCUUUCUGACAUACGCAUGACCGAACCCGAUGGGUCUACUGUUUCGCUCGGAUAUACGAUCACUGCUGAAUAUCCAAUGGAUCCUGCUUUUUGGCGAAAGUACUAUCCUGAUACUAGGUGGGGCAAUCCUUGGGAUGGAACAAACUGGGACAGCGUCCUAUUCGGUGAACAGUUUGUCAUCACAGACUUUUACGAAAGCAGGGCUAUUCAAUUUGAACCAGCUCAUGGAGAAUCGGUGGCGCUCUUUGUCUUGGUUGCUUAUUUCCCUGUGUUUGGUAAAUAUCUACCUAUUGGGAACUCCCAUGACUGGUUGAAUGAGACUGAAUAUGAUAAUGGUAUUAUUGCUACUGAUACACACAAGAUUAUGCCGUCAUGUGGUAUUCGAUGCUCUUCGUGUGUGAAGUUCUUUGGGAACAUGUUAACCGAUCUUGAAGAUGUUGGUGCUUGUGAUGAACCAGUUUUGGACACUUCAAGUACUUACAAUGAUGACAUCAUGUCCGACGCAUAA
Molecule: messenger RNA, 813 nt
Organism: Seminavis robusta
Lineage: Eukaryota; Bacillariophyta; Bacillariophyceae; Naviculales; Naviculaceae
Source: the annotation of a GenBank genome assembly